AGCUUUUCCCUGCGCUCUCCCCCAGCCCCCCUCUUUUGUUUCAAUAUUUAAUUGCAUUUCUUUCGGAAUUACUAGGCAACCCACCCCCAGAUGUGCAGUUUAAAGGUGAUGUGCUUGCAGUGUGAUUUUCAGGAUCUACUCCGUAGAGCACCAUCAUGUGAUACUGGGGUAAGGUGGAGUUCAGCUUUAAGGGGGAGUCUCCAGCCUUCCUCACCAAUCUUUAGGAUCUGACUGGAGAAAUACGAAAGGAUCCUUCUCCUUUCCCUGAUCUUUCUCCGUCCAGCGUCCUGGGCCAGCCCCUGAGCAGACCAAAGACAGGCAGAGCAGUAGCAAGGUGGUGCGAGGGAGAUGCGGCACUGAGGAGCGGGCUCGGCCCGGGCUGCGCUGCGGGGCUGACGGGCGCGUUCUGCACUCGGAGCGGUCUGGAUGAACGCGGAGGUGGUGAAGGUCGACGGCGAGUUGGAAACAACAUGAAUACCUCGGUUCUCGCCCCACUGGGAAAUAUUUCUGGCCACCUGAAUUUUUCGGAGAUGAACUCGCAGAUCUUGCAGUUUGAGGACGAAGAUUGCCAUGUGCCUUUGGCCAUGGUCUUCACUUUGGCCUUGGCUUACGGGACUGUGAUAAUUCUGGGAGUCUCUGGGAAUCUGGCCUUGAUUGUCAUUAUUUUGAAACAAAAGGAGAUGCGCAAUGUUACCAACAUCCUCAUUGUCAACCUGUCGUUUUCUGAUCUCCUAGUGACUAUCAUGUGUCUUCCCUUUACCUUCGUGUACACUUUAAUGGACCACUGGAUUUUUGGGGAGGCCAUGUGCAAGUUGAACCCUUUUGUGCAAUGUGCCUCCAUCACUGUCUCGGUCUUUUCUUUAGUCCUCAUUGCUAUUGAGCGCCAUCAGCUGAUCAUCAAUCCCCGCGGCUGGAGGCCAAACAACAGACAUGCCUACAUGGGGAUUGCUGCCAUAUGGAUUUUAGCCACAGCUUCCUCUUUGCCUUUCCUGAUCUACCACGUAUUAACAGAUGAGCCCUUCAGAAAUGUAACAUUUGAGGAAUAUAAGGACAAAUAUGUGUGCUUGGACCUGUUCCCCUUGGACACUGCCAGGCUUUCUUAUACCACAACGCUUUUGGUGAUUCAGUACUUUGGACCACUUUGUUUUAUAUUUAUUUGCUACUUGAAGAUAUACAUACGGUUAAAAAAAAGGAACAACAUGAUGGACAAGAUGAGAGACAGUAAGUACAGAUCCUCUGAAACCAAAAGGAUCAACAUCAUGCUGAUAUCAAUAGUGGUUGCAUUUGCAGUUUGCUGGCUGCCUCUCACCAUCUUCAAUAUCGUGUUUGAUUGGAAUCAUGAAAUUCUGCCUGUUGCUACCUGCAGCCACAACCUGUUGUUCCUGAUUUGCCACCUCACUGCCAUGAUCUCUACCUGUGUGAAUCCCAUCUUCUACGGGUUUCUCAAUAAGAACUUCCAAAGGGACCUGCAGUUUUUUUUUCAUUUUUGCCACUUCCACUCCCGUGAGGAGGAUUAUGAGACUAUAGCCAUGUCCACCAUGCACACAGAUGUUUCAAAAACCUCUUUGAAGCAGGCAAGCCCCGUCAUAUUUAAAAAAAUAAAUAGUGAUGAUGAUGAAAAAAUAUAAAGAAGUAAUAAAAAAUUCUACACCGAACUGCAAGAAGUGUGAUUGCAGGUGAAGUGUGUCCAAGGACAAGCACAAUUACAUAACAAGUACAAAAAGGGUAAUGUUUUUCUUCCUUUUCCAAGGAACUUUGAUUGUUGUCACUUUGAAAUUAUGUGCUGUGCAUUUUUGCCCCUUCUACUGCUUUAAUGUUCACAGAAGUUAUAUCUGAAUUUUAUUAUAAGACAUAGUCAGACCUGCUACUACCUAUGGUUUUCAUCAGCCAUUUUUGUUCUGUUUUCUUUGUACAGUUCUGUGCUUUAGCACAAAGGUUUAUUUAUUGGGUUUUUUUCCAAAGAAGUAGUUCUCAGGAGUGUCCAUUUAAGACCAUUAGAAACAAUAUGAACCACAGGGACACUGUCAUUACAGAAGAUAUCCACCAAAGAAUAAAAUUAGGAAAUUCUGAUUUGAAGAGGACUUCUUUUUUUUUUUUUAAUUCAUCUUUUGAUCAAUGUUAAAAUCCUGUAAAACCAGUGUAGGUAUGCAAAAAAAAAAAAAAAAAAAAAGGAAUUCUGUGUAACCUGUAGAAUAUGUUUAAAUGGGUACAUACAAUUGUCUCAUUCACAGAGGCAAUUUAGGCUGUAAUCACUUAGUUUCAAAAAGAGGAUUAAGAAAGAAAUUCUGUUCUCAUUUACAAGAAUAAAACCCUACAGUAAUUCCACAGAGCACAAUGGGAUAACUGAUGUUUCAGCACAGCAAAUGAAAAUAUAAAUGGGCCUCCAGUCCCAAAUGAUUACAGCUGGUUUUAAUAACACAGGCUUUUUAAUUUAAAAAAUCCAAACCCCAUUUUCAUCUGCCAUCAGUGAUAGAAGUUAACUGUUGCUGGGAUGAAAUGCACCAUCUGUUCCAAGCCUAUGAACCACGUAAAUUCUCCUUGAGACUUAUGUCCAGAAUCUAGAGGGAGAUGGGACUGUUUGCUAUCUGGACAAGGUGCAAUUCCAUCCUCACAGGUGACAGAGAAAUUCAGGUCUGGUAUUAAAAAAGUAAGAUUGAGCUACCUGAGUUUUUUCAUAGUAAUUAGUGCUGAUCUAUAUAAAUUAUGUAUAGCCUCAUAAUACUUUGUGUUCAGAUGCAAUGGCAUAAACCUGGAUAAUCUCCAAGACAAUGGAUGGUUUAAUCAAGACCCACAAAAUUUAAAAGAAGGAUACGGAUAUAAUUUGGGUAUAAUUGGUAAGUUUAGCUUCCAAGUUCACAGUUCCCACAGUUGGCUGAAGUGUGGAAACAUUUGCCAAAUAUACACAAUAGACCUCUGUUACUGCUUAAAAUAUAUAUCCUCUAAUUACCCAAAAUAUUCAUGACUAGAUCCCAGUUGAGGGAAACCAUAUAACUUGACUACUGUAAAUGAAAUUACAACAAUAUCAGCCAGCUGAGGUUCAGUGUCAUACAGUGUACUUUGCUAUAUCAUCAAUGUCUUUUUGAAUAAUCAGCUUUUUAAAAUACAAUAUAGACCGUACUUUCUUUCAACAAGGUCACUUUAAAUCAUUCGGGCAGACAAGAGGGUCUUUAAAAUGGAUAUAAAUGUAAAUGCAGCAUAAGUGGAAAUCUGAUCUGAUAUAUUUCUAAGCAAAAGUAUCUCAGAAUGUUAUAGUGAAUUUAAUAUGUUCUAAAUUUGACAUAGAUAAAUGCCUAAGAAAUUAAAAUUAUUUGGGUUGCCAGCAUUUAAAAGUGAAAAACUGUGCCUUGUGCUGUCUUAUAAAUAGUGUAGAAUAUUAAAGUAGCAAUGUGUUCUUGUGCAUUAUAAUUCCAUGUAUUUCUCUACUGGAAGAUAAUUUAAUUUAAAAGGAGCUUUCUGUGCUUGAGAACAGAGACAGAAUGUAGAAAAUUAAUUAUAAGACAAAAGGUUCUUUUAGAGCUUUGGCCUUUUGUAUUUGAUGAGAUUUCCUUUUUAUUUGUCCUUCUCCAUGGAAUGUGUUGUUAAUAAUUUGACAAGGGUUUCCCAAAAUUAUUUCCCUCUCACUUUGCAACAAUUUUCAUAUUUCAAAGGAUGUGUAUUUUCACAAUGAGAUACAAUGUACAAAAACAGCCAUGGGGGUUUUUUAUUAAUAAUGUCACAGUGGGUUUUUCCCAUUACAAAAAGUCACUGUGAAUUUUAUGGCUUUUCCCCCCCCUUUUUUUUUUAAAGCACUUUCUUUCAAUGUAGUGCAAAAAGAAAAUUCAGUCAUUUGAGAAACUUUACAGUUAGUUUGCUGGAAAUUUUUGAUCAAGCUGAAUUAGGUGCUUAUACAGAGUAGGUGUAGAGCAACUUUAGAGGAGCCUGCUGGUGCUCAGGGAGCUGAACCAGGUGUGUCCUAAGUUUUGGAGGUCUCCAGUGGAAUAGCAACAUAAUUCUUCCUAUGUCAACAUUUCUCCUGCUUGAGGUACAGUCUCAAAUCAUGCAGCCAAUCUGACACUGUGUUAUAGUAUCUCCUGAAAAUGCAUGUCAGGGGUUUUUUUUGCCCACCAGCACCUGAUAGACAGGAGCAUUCCUUCUGCUCAUCCUUGUUAAGCUCAGAAACAAUUUUUCCUCUGCACUGCUGUCCUAGGAUCAGGCUUCUUAUGUUUCCUCACUUCCCUGCAAGAAGCCUUUCUGAGCCUCUGCUAAGGACGCAGGUUAGUGCGUCGUCACACAAAUAGCACAGGGCACACUGCCUGUAAUGACAGUGGAAAUGAACACAGUGUAAAGACUUCAUUUUCUGCAGGAAAAUGCAUUUGGAGAAUUUCAGAGGCAAAAUCAUUGCUCUUCUGAAGAACUUGUUAUGAGGACAGAUAAAAGUAGUCUCUCUGAGGUGCUGACCUAAUAUCUGCAGGGCGUAGAUCAGAUCUACUGAGAGCAGUAUUUUUGUCUUUGGUUUCAUGACUUGAUGCUGGAGUUUGAGUCUCAAAAGCUGCAGAAGACUUUCCCCUCCUGACAGCCAGCUACAGUACUGAUCCUCUUUUUCAUUUUCAGAGCUCCAGCAUGGCUUCUCAUCCUCUAUAUGCUAAAUUUCUUUACAGGAUAAGCUGACAGGUUUUGUGUUUCACUAUAAUUUUUCAAUCAUUCUCGUUUGAUAUUUAUUUCUUCUACGUGCUGUUUUGUCAAGCGUCCCACACUUCAGCACAGACUGAUUCCUGUCUCAAAAGCCUGAAGAUCCCUUUUAUUCUUUCAGACUGGUAGAAAAGUUUUACUGACAGAAAAACAGAACAGUGAGUGAUCUAUAAUGUAUCUUAUUAUUUAUGUGUCAUACAUUUCAUGUCAAAUCUCCAGCCUUAAAUGACAAAUAUGACUAUUUAAUAAACAUCAGUAUUUACUUCAUUUGUCAGUUAUUUCAGCAUCUUAAACAUCACUUUGAUCAGCCACAAACAUUUAAAGUUUCUGCAUAAUCUAAAUAAACCAGCAUAUUUGUAUAUCAUGUUAAUAAAUGCGUCUGUAUUCCCAUUUUGCUUUCUUUUUAAAAAAAUGGUUGUGUCAUUGUUACUAUGUACAGUAAUUCACAACUUUCACGUCAACAUUAAAAAAAGGAUAAUAAGAAAGGAAGUGAUAAAUUGACAAUAAAACCUGCUUUUGGUAGGCUAGUACAGAACUGAAAAUUAAAAGCUAUAUAUCUAUAUGUAUCUAGUCAACACUGUCUUUAUGACCACAUAAAGAGAAAAGAUUUAAACCAGGAAAAUAAAUCAACAUGACAGAGCGCCCAAGGGACUUGAGCUGAUGCUGACUGCAUCUCAUCACUGAUGAAGGUGUGAAGGGUUAAGGGCUCAUAUAUUCUGACUCUGUGGUCUUGUACUACAGUACCAGCUAUUAUUAAUGGAUCCUAAAGGGAAAAUUUGAUGCUGAUUCAUAUUCAGACUGUAAAUCAGUAUGUGUUUCAAUCCAGGCUCGUAUAUCAAAUUCUCAUUUUGACCUCAGAGAAACAUUCUCAGAUCAAUGAAAUGGAGAAUUUUCUUAAAGUUAACCACUUGCCUAGGCAUUCUACUGAAUAAAACUGCAUUGCUGGCUGGCAGCUCAGACUCUUUCCUAAAAAUCAGAUUUUGGAUAUUAGCUUUUUACAGAAAUAAAUUAAUGGCAUAUAGUUGUUUGAUCUUUUUUUCUGGAUUCUUCUCUGGAUUUUUUUUCUUUUCUGGGCCUGAUAAUGCUUCAGUUUAAAGCUUUCCUUCCUACUUCUUUGUAUCAAAGAGUUUACCAAAGCAGUGCAUAGAGAAUGAAGACAAUAAGGAGAUUUUCUAUCUUCUUAUUUUUAAAGCAUACAAAACAGUAGGAAACACGAACUUAAGUAACAUCUCUGCCUGCAACAGAUUAAAUUCAUCCAGUUGAGUGGAAAAGGGAGAGGAAUAAUAAUUACAACCAAAUGAUAAAUUUUGUUGACAGUCAUUUCUCAGUUGAGGGAUAUAUACAACUCCAAGAUCUACCAUGCCCUUUUCAUUCUUGUGUUCUUUAGUAUGUGGUAUCUGCGUCCCUGAGUCAUUACUAAAUAGCCAAGCCAUUACUUAAGUUAACGUGAAAGAAAGUUCUUCUAUCCAGGCUUUGCAGAAUUUAAAUGUGUGAAUAUAACAUAUAAGAUGAAAAAAUGUGAUCAGCUUUGGCUUUUACACUUUAAUUAACCUGUGGUCAGGUUAUUACUUCUAUAAAAUUACUUCUAUUCUGUAUUUCCGCCCACGCAAAACAGUGUUAAUGGUCUAAUUGAAGUCGAUAUCUCAAAUAUUCAUGAGUGUGUUCACAAAUAUUAACUUCAGCUUUCCUAGCCUCCUCUGGCAGCAAGCCAAGGGCAUUCACACCUGCAGUACUCUGGUGCUAUGCAUUACCAAAAUGUCUUUCCCUCAGUUGUGUAUACAGGCUGCUAAGUGGGAGGACUGCCACCUUCCAGGGCAGCACUAGGCCUGGUGGCUACUGCCUCCCUUCCUCCAUCUUCCAUGGUGCCUCUGCUCUCACUUCAUAUUUCAUCCCUUUGGUAGCUGCUUUCUGAGGAAGCUGCAGAAGUUUGUACUCUGAUUUUGUAAAGUGCCUGAGUAUAUGAUAAAAUUCAACUCUAUUCAGGACUGUGCUUUAAAUAGUUUCUUUCAUUAAAAUGGUCUUCCGGCAAGUUUCUCAUAGGCAAAUUUCUCAAAAUUUAGAAGUACAUAAUUUUCAAAGCCUGUGUAGGAAAUAUGUCCAUACAGAACAUCCAGCUCAUGGCAGCAAAACUGACAGCACACACUGUCUUGUGUUUUCCAAAUAGCUGAAUUGAUGAUCUGGUUAUUUAUCAUAGGCAGGCUUAGUUACAAGAUACUUGCCCCAGAUGAAAACAUGUUUGAAACUGCUGUACAGGAGAUGCUCUGCAUGGUUAACUAACUUGCCACCAGUUACGCAACAUUUCAGAUAUACAGGGAAAUAGAGUUUGGAAGAGAGACAAAAAGCAGAUGGUCCAGAUGAAGCCUUGAUGCCUCCUAUCAGAUAUACACAAAAAGACCCAAAGGGAGACUCAGAUAUUUAUUUGCUUGGGGGGCCAACAGACUGACAGGUAAAUGGUUUUUCUGAGCAAACUGGUGGUCAAAGAAGUAUGUAUGAUAAACAGGUUCUCUGCUCCCAUUUCCAGAAAAAUAAUAUGGACCUUUAUAAAUUACUCUGAAAAUAUAUAUUUUAAGACUCUUUACCUUGGAUUAAUCUAAAUUGUUUUUUGAGACAAAGGAAACAAAACAGUUUUGGCACAAUUGAAAAAUAACAGCUUUUCAUUGCAUCCCCCACUGCACACAAGUCCAUUUGCUUCCACUUCUGCACAACAUGGAGAAGGUUUAUUUAUGGCAGGAGGAGUAACCUGAUCAACAAAGCCCUCCUUUUCCCUCUUGGCUCAUAUCCAUGCUGACACUGUGCUGCUGUUUUUCCCUUUGCAAUCUUCUCCCUCCUGCUCCAGCCUCUCCCAAGCUAUGAAGUUUUUAUUAUGCUGUUUAUAUUGUUUCUUAAUAAAAGCUGUCUGUGAAAAGAUGUCCUUGAAAGAUCCUCUUAGAUGUGUGCUUGAACAUAUGGGUGAGAGGCCAUAUAGGACUUGUAGAAAUAUGACUGGAAACGUGAAGGUGUUUCAGGCAAUAGAGAAGUUGAAAAUGUAGUUGUUGCAUAGUUAUUUAGCUCUUUUCAUUUAAAGCUGUUUUUACAAUUUUAAUUUAUGUAAUCUAAAUGUCAGCUUACUUUACCUAUCUAGAGUAAACUUUCUCUUGGUGAUGAGCCACCAGAGGCAUUCAGCGAGAGGAGACACUGGGUAACCCAAUUUGUAUCCUUAUUUAGCCUUAUAGCCUCUCGCUGUUGCCUACAAGCUUCUCAUUGUACUAUACUUGAAGAUAUAUAUGGAAAAGUCUUCACUUCUUUCUCUUUAGGACUAGUAAAAGUUGUAUAAUUAAGAGAUGUAAGAGAUAGUACUGGAUUAUCUUUUCUGAUUUUUAUUUCCAUUAUUAUUAUUAUGACUGUAAUGUUUGAGGCUCUUCAAUUAAGCUUUGACUUAUUAUGUCACCAUGCUGACAUGCAAAUAAUUAGACAGGUGCUGAAGUAAGAGCCUUAAAGCUUCAUCUAAAACACUGCAAGUUUAAUGAAAAGCUUCCCAUUGACUUCAAUGAGCAUUGGGUGAGGUAUUUGUUUCAAGUGAUACUAAGGUGCAAUACAGGUCUGAACAUCUGCAUUUGUCCAAGGGACAAAUUAAAAAGUCAUCUUCAGCUGGUCCUUACAGAAUGGUUAUCCUCGUAAGUUCUUCUGUGAGUUUUACUCUGAUGUAUUUUCUUGACACGGUUACAAGUUAAAUGUGUCUGCUGAGCUGCCUGGCUUACUGAUUUAAACCAAUUUGCUUCACAGAGAAUUGAAGAGGGUACUAGCAAUUCAUCACUAGUAAGAGUGUGGGCGUUUUUUUUUUUGAUGAGGAUGAUGAUGAUGAUUACUACUACUGCUGCUUUUUUCACUUUAUACAAAAUAAAAACCAAAAAAGAUCACUGACAGCCAGACAGCAUAGUUUUGUUUACAUUUGAAAUUCACUUCAGGAAGUAAAGAAUCUCAGCCUGCAGCACAGGCUGUGGAUUUACCUGGUAGAGGCACAGCUUUAGCAAUCAUGAAUAAAACCACUGCAAAUAGUUGGUUAAAAACAAGUAUCUUCAGAGUUGGAUAAGGUCACAUUUAAGUCAGUAUACAGAAACUUGAAUCAAAUAUGAAUGUUUUUUGUGGUGGACAUUAUGCAUUCAGAUAACCAAGUGACUCAAUGAAAUUAUAAAGCCUGAGCCUGCUCUCAUUCAUAUUAGUCAAGUGCUUCAGGAACAUCUCUGAUAUUGUUCAGAAGGUUAUGGCAUGGAUGAGGCAGGUAAAUGAAAUCAAUCUGUGAAGCUGUCAGAUUGGCUUUUUAGACUCAUAGAUUUUAUGUUACCUAGGAUUAGGGUAACAUAAGGAAAUGAAGUACCUUGGCUUUUGAAUUCCUUGAUAAUUUUCACUCAGUCCUGACAGAUUUGCUAAAGCUUUCUGAGGGUGAAAUGGUAUUGGAUAAGCUGAGUACCUGUUAUUUAAAUAGCGUUGUUCUUUUAAGCAGGACAUACACAUUACAGGUGUUAGCAUCCGAAGUCUUACAUUCUACACAGUAGAAUAUAGAUAUACAUGUUUACUAUCACUUAUAGAAGGAUUUUAAAAUGCUGACUUCAAGCGAAUUUUAUACAUUUACAUAAAACCCUUAACCUUUAGCAGUUCUUAGGUUCAGAGCAUGUUUUGCAGAAUAAACAAACCAAGCAGUGCUGACUGUGCAGUUUGUUUUAGUGAAAGGGUUUUGGUUUCUCUGACUCUGGGACCCUGUCUGAGGAUCAGCAUCUGCUUGGGAGACAUGGGAUCCAGCUCACUAAAUGAGGUAAAGGUAUCUUUGCCAGCAGGAUGUCUGACUUCCUAAGAAGGGCUUUGAACUGGGAGUGAUGUGAAAUGAAGACCAUUGCCAGCAGCCUGUGAGGGAAUGAGGGACAGAGCUGUCUAGCAAAGGACCUAGAGUGGUGUGAGUGAAGGCAAACACCAAAACCACAAUAAAGAGCUUAAAUUACCUUAAGCAUUUUCAGGAAGAAAGGAAGUGCCUAUAAGACACCAGUUUGGGAAAAAUUCCCCAAUCCUUUCUGGGAAAUGGCAUGUCAAAGUGUCUCUGAAGUGCCUGUACACCAAUGCAUGCAGCAUGGGGAACAAAUGUGAGUAAGUAGAGAAAUGCAUGGGAUUGCAGGGCUAUGGUCUUGUUGGGAUCAUGGCAAUAGAGUGGCAUGGCUCCCAUGACUGCAAUAAUGCAAUGGAGGGAUACAGGCCCUUUAGGAAGGACAGGAUAGGAAGACAAAGAGGCGGAGUUGCCCUUUAUGGGAGAGAGCAGUUAGAGUAUAUGGAGCCCUUCUGAAGAUGGAUGAGGAGCCAGCUGAGAACUUAUGGGAGAGGAUUAAACAACAAACAGUAUGGAUGACACUGUAGGGGGUGUCCGCCAUACGCUGCCUGCUCAGGGAAGCAGCAGAUGAUGCCAGAAGAAGCCUCAUGUUCACAGACAGGCCCUGAUCCUUGUGGUGGACUUUAACCACCCUGAUAACUGCAAAGCAUUUAGUAAUCCAGGAAGUUCCUGGAGAGCCCUGAUGAAAAUUUCCUGACAGACAUGACAGAGAAAUCAGUGAGAAGAUCUGAUACACCUCAUACUUGAAAAUAAGGAAGAGCUUGUCAGGGAUGUGAAGACUGAAGGCAGUAUUGUCUUCAGUGACAGUGGAGUUCAGACUACUAAAAGAAGAGAGCAAGGAAAACAGCAAGAUCCCAGCCCUGACCAUUAGGAGGGCAGACUUUGGCCUCUUCAUGGAUCUGCCUGAAACAGUCUCACAGGAUAAGGCUAUGGAGGGAAGAGGGGACCAGGCUGGCUGUUUGAUAUUCAAGGAUCAUCUCUUCAAAGCUCAAGAACAGUCCAUCACAAUGAGCAAGAAGUUAAGCAGUGAUAGCACAAGGCUUGCAUGGAUCAACAAGAAGCUCCUAGGAAAACUCAACCAUAAAAAGCAAACUUAAGGAAAGGGGAAAAAGUGACAGGUAACAUGAGAAGAAUAUAGAAACAAUUCUUGAGCAUGCAAGACAGGAUUAGGAAGGGCAAAGCUCAACAGAAAUUGAGUCUGGUGAGAGAACAAGGCAACAAGAAAGGCAGCAGGAUGGGCUUCUGUAAGUACAUAAGCAGCAAAAGGAAGACUAGGGAAUAUGUGGGCUUGCUGCUAAGUGGGAUAGGGGCCCAGUGUCAGAGGGCAUUGAAGAGGCUGAUGUACCAAAUGCUUUCUUUCCUUCAUCUUCAUUAGUACAACCAGCCUUCAGAAAUCCCAGGACCUGGAGACCAGAGGGAAAAGCAAGAACAAGGAAGGCAUACCCUUGGUAGAAGAUGUUCAGGUUAGGGAGUACUUAAGCAACUGGACAUAAAUAAAUCCAUUGGAUCUGUUGGAAUGCAGCCGUCCCUCACAGUUAUUGAACAACAGAUCCCGAAAACCAUUUCCAGGUUCGUGAAGGACAGGAAGGUGAUCAGUCGUCAGUAUGGGUUCUCAAAAGGGAAGUCAUACUUAACCAACCUGAUAGCCUUCUGUGAAGAUGAUUAUCUUACCAAGCCAGCUACUGGCAUGGUAGAUGAGGGGGAGCAGUGGAUAUUGUCUACCUUGCCUUCAGUAAGAGCAUGUUUAAGUUUGAACAGCAGCCCCAGUCUCUGAAAAAGCCUUUUUACUUAUUUUGCAAAUGUUUCAAUGCUGACACAUUGUCAUGUAUUGCUUUUACUAAUCCAUUAAGGAUUGAGCCAAGCAACCUUUCAUAUAGAAGUAUGGCCACUUACUUCACUGUUGACCAAAUUUGGUGUAAUAAGCUUUUAGAUAGACCUUUUAAACUAUAUAUGAGUUAUAUAAGCACUGUUAGAAAAGCAUCGAAUAUAAGAGUAGCUUGGUGCAGCUGUAGUCUUUCAAGUUUGGGGAAGAUUGGGAGCUAUGCCGGUAAAAGCAUUUUUAUCAGUGCCCAAGUAAGGAAAAUAAUGGAAGACCCACACUUGCCUGCUGUAUUUGGCAGCAGCCAUCCAGCCAUGUUAUCAAUAGAUAGGGCAACAAGUAUGCUGUUAUGUCUGAGCUAGGUAGUGCAACAUGGUAAGGAGGACCAUGGGGCUCAACAGUUAUGGAGCACAACCAAGAGUUGUGGUAAUGGAGUUUUAGCCCCUAUGGAAAAAUAUGAGGGGAGAGUUGAGCCAAAUUUUGUGGGCUGAGAACAGGCCAUGGAGACAUGGAAUCUGAAUGUUAAUAAUUUUGUUAUUUAGAAUAACCUGUAGUAGGAAAUGUAUGACAAUUCUCAGUUCCUAGGCUAAGCUUUAGUACAUGUGUUUGUCAAAGUUUGUGUUUGGAGCAUUUUUAUUUUUUAAAUAAAACUCAGAACUAUUUGGAUAGUAAAAUCCAGUUUAUCAUGGUUCCUGUUUUAGAGAGACAACUUGUCAUUGAAGGUGCUGAAUGUACAAAUUAUUCUAUUGCAACUCUAGAGCUGGUUGAAUUUGAAAGAGUUCUGAUUGCUCUAAAAUACUUUGCUUACUAGGUACGAUACAUCUUUUCAAAAAAGCUAAAGAUGAAGUAAUGAUUUUGAUGAGAAUAUAUGCCAUGCUACUAGCUUUAAAAUAAAGACAUGAGUGUUAUUCAUUCAUUUUAACUAAAAAUUGGUGCUAGCCCUGUCACACUGGGUAUUACCACUUGAUUUCUUGCAUGGUUUUCUUAGAAAUGCAAUGUCGUUUGUACGAUUACUAUGAUUACAGUUAGGCAAAAAAAAAAGAGCCAGACAAAACCUCUCUGCCCUGAACAUACAUUUUGACAUGAUUUCUUAAACCCCUCUCUAUCAAACACCACUUCAACCUGUGUUUUUAGUUCAGGGUAGCAGAGAGAGAGUUUUGAUGCCAUAAAAAUCUCACUGAAGGCUUCUGCUGCUACUGACCCAAUCUGAAAGCUAUGCUGAUUUUUCAGUGCUCUCUGGAAGCGGAUCCCUGCUAACAGGAGUAUUUAAUUAUACCUGAAACUAUUCUGCUACUGUGCCCUAUAGUUAGCCAGAAUUCAAGAUCGGUUGAGGCUGCUCUGAUUAGACAGAAGCUGAGAUAAACAUUUAAAUUUCUUUAUGCAAUGCUAUUUAAAAACUCUUUUAUACAGUACUGUUUCCAGAAAAACAGGAAGACAAGUUGCAAGUGAGCCUGGGUUUAAGAAGCUCUCUGUUUCCUUUCAGUGUUGUGUUUGCAACUCUUUACACUGACCCUCUGUAUUCACAUUGCAGGCAGCCACUGCUGGGACCACAAAAAUGACAAUCACACAGACCUCUUGUAGGUAUUGUACAGGAUUAAGCAAUCCCUUUCCCCACCUUUCUCUCUUCCCACACCUACGCAUCACAAGCACUUGUCACACUGAAGGGUAAACUAAGCUGUGGCAUAGAUCCAGCUUAAGAACAAUAAACCUAACAAUAAAGAAGGGAUUUGGAUGGAGGAAUUGGUCCCAUUUGUCAGCUGGUUACACAAACACUUGUUCUGGUGUGAAGGGCAGAGGUUGGUGGGAGGAAUGAGUGAAUGUCAAAGGAUGGGAAUGCACAGUGCUUAGGCUGACAUGGCCACAUAAAUGUAUUAGUGAAACUGCACCCUAACUAUUUAAUAAGGAAAGUACUUCUUAAUCCAUCAGUGUUAGCUCUGACCUGCUAUGAGGUCAGCUAUUUUGGGUGGCCCCCAUUGUGUGAACAGCUGGUUUUGCCAAACAAAAAGGCUUGGUUGGACUUUGUCUAGAGCCUGAGUACUUGCUGCUUUAAAGGAGCCUGCUCUUGUCUUAGGAUUUAAGCUUUGCAUUCUGACAACCAUUACUGCUUUUCCAUACAGAAACACCUUUCAUGCCCACUAUGCUAUAGAAGCUGUUACCUCUUUCCCAAGAAAUAUAAUAAUCAUGGAAGUUUUCUAGUAAACUCUACAAUCAUGUGCACUGAUCCAUGGUGUGAGUCUUUGGAUUCCAAAACCUGGUAUUUCUGUGGGGUUUUUCUCUUUUCUUCACCUGGAAACUGUGUGGAAGAGACAGAUUGUUGCAGGGCUACAUCCAAUGAUAAAAGAAAGAAUUAUGUCAUUGAGUCAAAACUGAAUUCAAGAAACUGCUGUGGUCAAGAUUCCGUUGAUUCUGUGAAUAGGCUAAGCAAUAUCAUUAGCCCUGAUAUUUGAGCUUUCUCCAAGCAUAUUCUGGUGUGCCAGUAGGUUCAAACUGUCUUGCUAAAAUCAAUCACCAUUACCAGCAAUUACUGUGUUGAAUCACUGUGAACUUCAAUUUUCAAUUCACUUUCAAAGUUUUAACUUAGAGGGAAUUGUCUUGAUUCAGCUAAGGUUGACUUAUGAAAUCAUAUAUGACUCAGCCUGUAUCCCCCCUUGCAAAGUGCUCAGAGACUGUGAUAUUUGAUACUCAUAAAAUGAGAGAGCUUUUUUACUGUGUUCACUGAAGCUUGUUUGCAUCAAAUAUUUAAGUUUGAACAGCAGCAUUUUCUUGAAAGAGAGAAAAAAUAACUAAGAUCUGAAAUGUGAAAUUGUUUUAACUGAGGUUCAGUCCAUAUAGAUAUAGAUGUGCACGUUGUAUUAAUAUCCGGUCUGGAGAUCUUUUAACUGACUGUAUUAGCAAGUAAUUGCAAAGACAUGUAUCUGGUUUACACAUUACAACUUUUGCAUAUAAAUGUGUAAUAAAUGCAUACAAACCCAUUGUUAGACAUAUUGGAAAGAUUACUUGGAAUAAAGUGACUGAAUUAAAAAUCUA
This is a messenger RNA of Corvus hawaiiensis (hawaiian crow), 14366 nucleotides long. RefSeq names its product neuropeptide Y receptor Y1 (gene NPY1R). Gene Ontology annotation, cellular component: plasma membrane; neuron projection. Bases 471 to 1628 code for a protein of 385 amino acids. Gene Ontology annotation, biological process: G protein-coupled receptor signaling pathway. Lineage: Eukaryota; Metazoa; Chordata; Aves; Passeriformes; Corvidae. Gene Ontology annotation, molecular function: neuropeptide binding; neuropeptide Y receptor activity. The record is from RefSeq and is a predicted model, not a curated record. The transcript has 3 exons.